Petromyzon marinus (sea lamprey) is the source of this 5553-nucleotide messenger RNA. Its product is annotated as guanine nucleotide-binding protein subunit alpha-13-like. Gene Ontology annotation, cellular component: brush border membrane; heterotrimeric G-protein complex; cytoplasm. The record is from RefSeq and is a predicted model, not a curated record. Lineage: Eukaryota; Metazoa; Chordata; Hyperoartia; Petromyzontiformes; Petromyzontidae. Gene Ontology annotation, molecular function: G-protein beta/gamma-subunit complex binding; GTPase activity; guanyl nucleotide binding. Gene Ontology annotation, biological process: Rho protein signal transduction; adenylate cyclase-modulating G protein-coupled receptor signaling pathway.
UAAGGCGAGGGGGUUGUUCGUUAGUACGCCGUGGCCUGUUGGGCGGGCGGGCGGGGUACUUUGUUGGCGUCUGCGUGCGGGUCCACGGACAAGGCGGCCGGGCCUCUCCCUCCCGACAAAGGGCGAGAGGGGCGGGAGGAGCAGCAGCAGCAGCAGGAGGAGGUGGAGGAGGUGGUGGUGGAGGAGGAGGUGGUGGUGGGGGAAGACGCAGAGGCAGAGACGGACGAACUGGGCGAGCAAGCGGUCCGGGUGAGGAAGAGAAGCCAUCAGCAGCAGCACAAGCCAGCAGCAGCAGCAGCCAUGGCCGACUUCCUACCCACGGACUCGUGCCUCGCCGGCUGCUUCCCCACAUGCUUCCUCUCGCAGAGGGAGAUCGAGCAGCGUCGCAAGAGCAAGCAGAUCGACGCCAUGCUGUCGCGGGAGAAGCACCUGGCCCGUCGGGUCGUCAAGGUGCUGCUGCUGGGCGCCGGCGAGAGCGGCAAGAGCACAUUCCUCAAGCAGAUGCGCAUCAUCCACGGCCGCGACUUCGACCAGAGGGCCCUCGACGACUUCAGGGCCACCAUCUACGGCAACGUGAUCAAGGGCAUGCGGGUGCUGGUGGACGCACGACAGAAGCUGGGCAUCCCCUGGUCCGAGCAGGCCAACGAGAGGCACGCGGCGUUCACGAUGGCGUUCGACGGUCGGGGAGGCGGGGGGGGCCUCAACGAGGUGGCGCCCGCCGUCUUCCAGCAGUACGUGCCGGCCCUGCGGCACCUCUGGGCCGAUGGAGGCAUCGCCGAGGCGUACAGGAGGAGGCGGGAGUUCCAGCUGGGUGAAUCGGUCAAGUACUUCUUGGAUAACCUGGACAGACUUGGGGAGAUGAACUACCUGCCCAGCAGACAGGACGUGUUGCUUGCUCGCAAGGCCACCAAGGGCAUCGUGGAGCACGACUUCGACAUCAAGAAUAUCCCCUUCAAGAUGGUGGACGUGGGCGGGCAGCGGUCGCAGCGCCAAAAGUGGUUCCAGUGCUUCGAGGGCGUGACCUCCAUCCUCUUCCUCGUGUCGUCGAGUGAGUUCGACCAGGUGCUCAUGGAGGACCGCAAGACCAACCGCCUGGUCGAGUCGAUGAACAUCUUCGAAACCAUCGUCAACAAUCGGACCUUCCAGGGCGUUUCCAUCAUCCUGUUCCUCAACAAGACGGACCUGCUCGCCGAGAAGGUUCGCACAACGAGCAUCGCGGACUACUUCCCGGACUUUGUAGGCACGCCGCAUCAGCUGGAGGACGUGCAGAGGUUCCUGGUGCGCUCCUUCGACUCGAAGAGGCGUGAGCGCGCUACGCCGCUCUUCCACCACUUCACCACCGCCAUCGACACGGAGAACAUUCGCUACGUUUUCGAGGCCGUGCGGGAUACCAUACUGCGCGACAACCUCAAGCAGCUGAUGCUGCAGUGACGUUAACUCGGCUCCUCCCCACCUGCCCUCCCGCCCCCCCCAAGCUAACCUUUCAGUGAGCACUGCGGUGGCCUUUUGAGUCUGGGUUGAUGGUUUCUUCGAGUAAUUGUGAAUCGCUACAGGCAAGGGCUUCUCAAACUCCACUUCUUGUGCCUCGCACCCUGCUGGAAGCUUGCAAUUGUACCGGUCGGCCGUCUGACAUGGACUACGUGCAAUUUCGACUCAAGUUGCAUUUGAACGGAGAAGAGUGGUUAGUGUGGCGACGAGGAUGGAGCUGUGGCAUCGAAGCUUCAGUUUUGAAAGCCCUGGUAUAGACACUUAGCAGAAAUGCGAUUUAAAACAAAAAGCACUUUGUUGAAAAAAAAAGACCAGUUGAAAGAGAAAUCUGACUAGAUAUUCAGAAUUAGUUUUUGUUUCCAACUUGCUGAGGCUCUUUGACUGAAACGUUUUAUUUCAACAAAUUGUAUUAUUGUUUUUCCAUGUGUUCUGCCCACAUUACCCUCUGCGUUAGCCUUUUCCUGUCCAAAAGAAGAAGAAUAUCUCUGGGAAAUUGCCUGUUUGUUUUAUUUCACGUGAAAGAUUUUAAUUUGUUAAAUCUCUUUUUUAGAUAAUCCAGGUUAUAUUCCCUUACCCUUUUGCACAAUAUCGCUUAAUCAUUGUUCAUCCCAGGGCAAAUGAGGCUGCACUCUGGUAAUAGAAAUAAAAAAUGGGCAUGCCAUAUAUUUUCUAUAUUCGGUUCUCCUCUUUGGAGGAAGCUCUUUGUGCUCAUUUGUAAGAAGAAAACCUCUUGAUCAGAAUGUUGAUCUUAUUCCAUGGGUGUCACGAACUUGUCUGGGCUUAUGUUUACGGCGUUCCGUGAUGCGUCUCAUUUUAGCUGCUUAGUUUUACUACGGCCAUACGUGUAACGAGAGGGCUCUUUUAGGCCCUCGCAGAAAGAUUAUAGGGCCCACGUUGAAAGCAAAAAAAAAUAAUUGGUUCUAGCUUGGACAUUUUUUUCGACUUUAGUGGUCUCUUUGCCAAGAUGGUUACUGCUUAUUGCAGCUCGUGACAUGUAACUGUAGGAGAACAUCUGUGACUUGACCACAUUGCAGGAAUAGUGCCAUAUGUGUAAUUGUAGGUAUAUAGUAAUAAUAAUAUAAUCCGCUAGAAUAUAUUUGACACCAAAUUUUUUGUUGUUGCUGAAUGAUAGUGGGAUUGGUCCGUCCGCUGUUCUGCUUCAAGGGAGUCGAUGUUCAUUAAGGACUCGCCACGUAACAAGACAACGGUGCCUGGGCUUGCAUGGCUGCAAGGUUCUUUAACAUUCUGUCCGACACAGGAGCCUGAUAUAACCCUCCCAAAGUUGUCCUGUACUUCUUUUCUAAUCGGCCAGAGCUCAGCCUUUGCAUUAGGAGCUGAGUGACACUGUGAAUAGUAACAAACACACUGUACGCGAUUGAAAGCAUUUGUUUUAGACUGGAAGAUACCACUUAAAGAAAAUCUUUCCGAUUCGUGUAUUGUUUUUUGUUCCAUAUGUAUCUCAAACUUAGCAUUUUGUAUAUGUUUAACUUGCCUUAAAUCGCUCAAGAUUUUUUUUAUUAUUAUUAUUUAAUGGAAAAGAAACUUGAUUUUCCAUUUUGUUUUUAGAAAUUUUUAUUUUUUACUAAUUCUUUGGUACAGUCUCGUUUUGAGUGCGCACACCUUUGCACGCACACACGCCUACAAAGACUCUUCUUCCCUUCCCCACCCGCUCCGCUGUCCUCUUUGCAAGCGUUCAGCCGCCCUGGCAACGGUCGACCACGCCUUUGUUUAACACAGCACGUCUCUCGCUCUCUCGCUCGGUGCCUUCCGCGCGUGGGUUUCUUUAUUUAUGCAAGGUGUUUGAGAAGGGCGGGCAUCGUAAAUGGUGUGGUUGUGGGGCGGGGUACUCUCGUCUCCUCUGCCACGCCAGCGGUGUGGAGCCGGCCCGUUGGAGAAAGUUCCACGGAGCGCCCCACCAGGCAACGGCACUCGCCACACUUUCAAAAUCUGCCGCUUUCGGUUUUCCUGAUGCCGACCAUAGCUGUGUGUUCAGCCCACCGCAACCCCAGGGGGGGCCUUGAAGUCGCAAGGCUUCUUCUGCAAGUACACAUUUCAGGGAUAUUUUUUUUAAUUGUUUAUUAAUUGAUUCUAAUGGUAGCUGAGGCGUUGUGGACAUAUACGUACAUUUUUUUCCCCUUUUAGUCAUAGUCGCUAUAAUACCCGUAACUUGUUCUGUAUCGUCGUCAUGUAUUUUUGUAAGCUUUUAAUCCGAUUCAAAGUAUAACACGAGUAAAUAGGGCUUAUGUUUUUUUUUUGCGCUCCACAGGGCGUAGUGGAAUAUUAAAAUGUAAAAAAAAAAAAAUUUUUGUUUAGUUUAUUCCAUUUAUUUCGUGUCGUUAUUUGACGGCAAGCGAGUGUCGUCGUCUUCAAGCCAGGCGGCGACGCGGGGGCGGGGGGGCAUAAAUAAGUUGCGUUGCCGCAGCUUGUUGCCUCGAGCGCUGUCGAGGGCCAAACUCCAGAACCGCGGGUGCCUUCUGCUCGUCCUCGGCAAAAGCAAAAGAACCGUCGCCUCUGACGUUGUUGUCGAUGUAUUAUUACCCUCACUAGUUGCUGUUGUCGUGGGCGCAAUUCAACCCUGUUGCCAGUCUUCCCAGUUUGUGGCCGUGUGUGUGGUGCGCGCGCACGUCUCGGCCAAUCGGUGUGCUGCAGCUCGCCACCCCUGACCCCGUUCCCCCCCCGGGGGGGGGGGGGGGCGCCCACGUGUUGCCUGGACGAAUGAGCCAUUGUGUUUGUUGUGAUGGAACCGCGCGCCUCCACGCCUGCCACCCCCCCCCCCCCCCCGUUACCACUGAAGCGUAGGGGCACGUUCGUAGUUGGACGCUCGUGUGUCAUUGCCUUACGCGCGAGUAGCGGCUUUUGUCGUGGGCUUCUCGUGGAAAAGUUAAUUGGAAGUUGGGAGUAUGAAGCGUUUAUAUUUUUUUGUUUCCUCCGAUGACAGUCGAUGAGAAGAAGUAGCAGCUGGCAGUGCAGUUAUGGCAGCAGAUUGGGGAAUGUACAUAAUACGUGUGGGGGUGUGGGGGGCACACAUCUGAAUGCAUCACGUGGUAUUGUAACAAGGCGGAGUGUUUUUUUAGGCAUACACUUAUAGUACAUAAUACCGCGCACACACACACACACACACCGUGUUCUUAACAUUGUCGUGUUGCCUUUACACUUGACCAUGGUAAUUAAUAUAUGUUGCAGCCAGUAGCGGGCGCUGUUAAAGGUCGCAAGGUUAUGCCGGUCCAUUGGGACUGAUGAGAAAGAGGAUGUCCAGAAAUCCGCGGAAGAGCCAACCUUUUAAGACCACCGUUCGACCUUUUACUGAACACCGAUGUCGAUCGGUACCAAACUAGAAUUAAAGUAGAACGUGACAGCCAUGUGACUUUGCAUCAAGAGGGACAACUCCCAUCUGGAUGAAAAUGAGCAAGCAGCAAGGAGGAGGAUGAAUAAAACAACCCGAGAGAACUGUCAUUGUUCUGAAGUCGAAUCUUAACGGUUUGCUAGCUUCUGCGGAUUUCUUUUAUUGAUGGUGAUGGAGGGGCAUUGCUGCUGUGGGACUUUGAAGCAAGUGGUGGUUUUAGAUUGAAGGUCUUAGUGUAGUGCUUAGCAUGGGUGGGUGGGUGGGCCGCAUGCACUGCAGCUUUGUAGAGUCAAUGGUUAAUGGGCUAAGGUAUGUGUUGUUGGCUAGAGCAAGUGAGUGGAAGUAAUGUGAUUGUGGCAGGCAUAACCAUAUUAUACACAUGCUAAUAUCCUACUCUUUAUUAAAAUAAUAAAACUAAAAAGUACCACAUAUUAAAUGUGCAUUCUUACCAUUUUGUUGUACAUUUUAUGUUCCUAUUUUGGUAAAUUAUUAUGUGUAAAUUGAAUUACGCUUAGGUUCUUUUUUGUAUUAAAAUGACAAUUUUACUUUGCAUUUUUGUAGUGUUUUGGACGUUCAUCUGGCUUUUUUGGAAAAUACAUUAUGGAAGAGUUUCACACUGUGAGGAUGGAAUAAGCCAAACCUAAUACCCGCUUCUGCCUUGCGUAAACCUGUAACAUAAUCUGUACAUACACAGGGAUUGUACAAUAAAGAUGCAAAAAGUA